This is a messenger RNA of Aspergillus versicolor CBS 583.65, 2289 nucleotides long. RefSeq lists its product as uncharacterized. The coding region runs from base 1 to 2289 and encodes 762 amino acids. The record is from RefSeq and is a predicted model, not a curated record. The transcript has a single exon. Lineage: Eukaryota; Fungi; Ascomycota; Eurotiomycetes; Eurotiales; Aspergillaceae. Gene Ontology annotation, biological process: regulation of DNA-templated transcription; chromatin organization. Gene Ontology annotation, molecular function: DNA binding; chromatin binding. Gene Ontology annotation, cellular component: nucleus.
AUGUCCCAGCAAAAUGGGGUUUCUUCAUCCCUCGCUUCUAUAGAAGCAGCGCCACCAAGCGGAACUGUGACCCCAAGCACUGCUAGUGCGCAGUCGCACCCAUCGGCCUUGUCCAACACAUCGUCGACUCGAACACUGCAGGCCUCAAAUUUCAGUCGAUCCGGUACUCCGUCUGGUAGGGUCCAUAUUCCAAAACUUUCGGCAGCUACGACGGAGCUCCUUGCACGGUUCGCCCGAGAUAUCAAAGGACCACGGCGGCAAGUGCUGCCAAGAGAUGAUCAGGCAUCUGUCAGCUACAGUCCUUUCUCUCCAAACUCGGUUUGCAAUAACCAAAAUACCAACUCUCGGAAUAUAGACACAAUGAGGGCUUCUUCAACUCUCAUCGAGCUACCAACAGCUCCCUUCGUGUACCCGACCAGGGUGGAGGCGCCAGCUGUGGCCCCAAAUCCUGCGUCUGCGCCUACUCCGUCCUCCAACGGUAUUAAUGGGUCGCCUACCAUACCAAAUGGCUUGACUCAUAUCGCACCAAAGCCAGCGGCAACACCUUCAACAUCUUCAAUAUUGACGCCAACACCGGCUGGGCCAACGGUGCCAAACCGCGUGCAGUCAUCGCCAGGGCAUCAGCCACAAUCAUCUAACGGCAUUAACGGAACCCCCGGGAAGAUUCAUAGCCCAAUCAAUAUUGCUCCUAAGCCAGUCACAGCAUAUUCCGCAUCGACGUCGGUACUGCCUAGCCCGCAAGUCCUAGGCCCUACACGGACGUUAUCAGAACAUCAAUCACCAUCUUCCACCAGCAUUAAUGGAAACUCAGCGAGACCUUAUGGAUCAAUCAAUAUCAUUCCUAGGCCAGCAGCUACUGACUCAAUAUCAACACGAACACCGACUGGGCCGCAGGCAGCAGGCCAUACACGGCCACCGUCAGAACAUCCAUCAUCCUCCGCCAGCAUUAACGGGACACCUGCAAGACCCCAUGGCUGGAUUAAUAUAAACUCUGGGCCUGCUGUUUCCAGUUCGGCAUUAAUAUCGGCAUCAGAUAGCCCGCGAGCUCCAACAGAUAUUCAAACAUCGUCAAAACGUCGGCCACCACUUCCACCAGCAGCAUCCUCAACAGCAUUAGCGCCACUAGCUCCAGCUCCCACAAUUUCAAAUAUCUCUGAUAGGUCGCUAACAAAACCCCCAGCGACUAUACCAGUCAAGGAUACAUCUCACUCCCGCCAACGACGAAGUGCUGGAAGUAGGAAAAGUGGAUCCAAAAAGCGCAAGCGUGGCCAUGACAGCGACGGUGAGGAUAUCAUUCGAGCGGCCGACUCUAGCUCAGAUGAAUCAAACAUUACCUCAAUCGUAACGCAAACGAAAUCCGGCCGACAAGUGAACAAGCCUUCGCUAUAUGUUCCUUCACCUCUCUCGCCAGCUAUCCCCAGGGAAUCGCAUAAUUUUCAUGGGUCCUCUGACAGAUCCCAGGAGGCCGUCAAGCCACGAAAACGUGCUCCCAAAAAAGGGAAGAACACGAAUGUUAUAUGUAUGUAUUGCCAGCGUGGCCACAGCCCACCAAGCAACGCUAUUGUGUUCUGCGAUAAGUGCAGUCGCGCUUGGCAUCAACACUGCCAUGAUCCACCCAUCGAAAAUGAGGUGGUCACGGUGAAGGAGAAAGAAUGGCUCUGCCGAGAAUGCAAGCCCGUGAAGAUUACCAUACUCCAUCCAACUGUUGUCCGGAGUCAUCCAACCCUUAAUGCCGGGCCUCCCGUUAAUCCUCCAUUGGUGAUACCCAGGGCUGAAGUAGGAGGAGAGCAGUUCCCUACGAACGACCGGCGGCAGUUUUUGUCAAGCUUAUCACAUGCCGCACUUGUCGAGUUUCUUCUUGCCAUAUCAGAUAAACACCCGACUAUACCCAUGUUCCCUGAGAACAUGGAGUCAUUGCCAUCAUCAAACUUUGCAUCAUCCCAAUCUGUGACCACAGCGGGCUCUUCUCAACCAAAUAGCUCCAUUUCAGCUAACAAUCCAGUCCCUUCAACCUCCACGCAGUCCAAACCAGCUGUUGGGGGAGAGAAGAAUGGCCAGCCAAAUACGACCUCAGAGCGCACCCACAAGGGACGUUACUACGAAUCAUCGGACGAGGACUCUGAGUACGAGUUUCAGGAACACCGCCUCUACCCGCGAGCCGGGAACGGAGUUCGUCUUUCCACAAACCAAGAAGACCUCGAUAUUUUACAGGAGGACCCGGCUUGUACCACGUUCAGCUAUGCAUUGCACAGGGCUCCGCCCACUAUCACGGGGAAUGUGCGUGCUUAA